UCUGCCAUUAAAAAUUAAAUAUGUAUAUUUACCAACAAGCCGUGUGCGUGUGUUGAUUGCGUGCUGUUGACCAUCUCAACUACCAGCAGUGCCAUAGAAUAUAAACAACACUGGCAUCACACUGCUUAAGUGAGCAAAGCGGUAUAUUCAUGUUUUCCAGAUGCGGCCACACUGCAUAGAAUAUAUAAACAAAUAGAACCAUUGCGUAAAAAAAAUGCGAGUGCGCGGGUGAAUCAUCGUUAUUACCAAUAUUAACACAUGUGUCAGGCGCGCCAACAAUAACGUCAACAGCAACAGCUGAGUACAAGAAACUAUGUCGACAGACGUAGCCGCGGAUCCGCUGAAAUGUGCAGCGGAAUGUGCCCAACUGCUGGAAUUCAAGGAGUUUCUGGCCUCAACAGCCGCCAGCAGCGAACUGACCUCUGGCAAUGAACUCACGCGCAAUGGAAAUUGUGUAACGCGCAGCAGCAAUGACACUUACAAGGUGAGCGCCGACGAAAAGCGCGCCGAAAUCAUAUCAGCCAUUUGGAAGCAGCUUACUGCAAGAGGAUGCCCGCGCGCAUUCCAGCUUAAGCUGCUGCACGCGGCCACCGCGCAACUGGAGCAGGAUAUCAGCCAUGCCAAGGAGCUGGAGCUGACGGAAGUGGAUGUCAGUGAGCCGCCGCAAUAUGAUCUAUUGAAAUUGCAAAAAUUUGUCAGCAAUCAGCUGGACAAGUUGCUGCUCAAGUUGACCGACAAUGCGGCCAUGGAAAAGCUACAGUUUUAUGCCGACGACGAGGCUCUGUGCGAGCAGCCUCUGUGCUGUCCAUGCGCCAUUCAGCCUGCUGCGCCGGCGCACAGUGCGUCCGCUGUUAAGAAUAAGCCGCGCAAAAUGGAGGAUCGUCAUGUGUGCCUGGAACGCUUUGGUGCCAUGUAUCAGCUGGGCGAGCACAGCGACAGCCGUUUCUUUGGCGUCUUUGAUGGCCAUUCCGGCGCACUGUCCGCCUGCUAUGCAACCAGCCAAUUGCCACAACUGUUGGCCGUGCAACUGCAGCGCAACCGAUUGCCCGACGAGAGCGACGUGGAUUUCUAUCGCAAUGCGUUCGAGAUGGCUUUUCUGCAGGCCGACGAACGUUUUGCCCGUAAACGCAUCACCAGCGGCACGACCGCCGUCUGUGCCCUGAUCAACAGCGAUCGCCAGCAGCUGUAUGUCGCCUGGGUGGGCGACUCCAAGGCAUUGCUGGUGGGCAAGCGCACCCAACUGCAGCUGGUGAAGCCGCACAAGCCCGAGGCGGUCGAUGAAAGGCGCCGCAUAGAACUGAGCGGCGGCAGCGUCAUCCAUGCCCAGGGCCAAUGGCGUGUCAAUGGCAUACUGAAUGUGGGUCGUUCCAUUGGCGACUACAGCCUCGAAGCGGUCAUUGCGGAGCCCGAUUUCGUCGAUGUGCCGCUGACUGAAGCACAUGAUUUUCUGGUACUCGGCAGCGACGGGCUGUGGGAUCAUGUGCCCGAACCGUUCAUUGUGGACACUGUCUACGAGUGCCUCGCCGAGGUGACAACCAAAUUAGACGACAUUCCCAAACUGCUUGUGGAGGCUGCCAAGGAGCGUGACUCGCAGGAUAAUAUCACCGUUGUCCUGGUGCUGCUCAAGACGCGCGAACAAAUCAAUCAACGUUAAUUCAAUCGAUUGAGUUUUUGUUUGUAAUUGUUAUUCUGCAUUUGUUGUCUGUUUUUCCAUUUAUAUAUUUUAUUUGUAUUUGUA
This is a messenger RNA of Drosophila montana, 1738 nucleotides long. RefSeq names its product protein phosphatase 1F. NCBI's taxonomy places the organism in Eukaryota, Metazoa, Arthropoda, Insecta, Diptera, Drosophilidae. The record is from RefSeq and is a predicted model, not a curated record. The transcript has a single exon. Gene Ontology annotation, biological process: peptidyl-threonine dephosphorylation. Gene Ontology annotation, molecular function: protein serine/threonine phosphatase activity. Bases 314 to 1654 code for a protein of 446 amino acids.